Impatiens glandulifera is the source of this 510-nucleotide messenger RNA. RefSeq names its product protein CUP-SHAPED COTYLEDON 2-like. Gene Ontology annotation, molecular function: DNA binding. The transcript has 2 exons. The record is from RefSeq and is a predicted model, not a curated record. Bases 1 to 510 code for a protein of 169 amino acids. Lineage: Eukaryota; Viridiplantae; Streptophyta; Magnoliopsida; Ericales; Balsaminaceae. Gene Ontology annotation, biological process: regulation of DNA-templated transcription.
AUGAUGAUGGGUUUGAGAGAUGUUGGAGCAUCUUUGCCUCCUGGAUUUAGAUUUUACCCAAGUGAUGAGGAAUUAGUCUGUCACUACCUUCACAAGAAGAUUUCAAAUGAACAAGUUCUAAAGGGUUCUCUAGUUGAAAUCGAUCUCCAUAAGUGCGAACCAUGGCAACUUCCCGGAAUCGAUAAAGAAGUGACAAAGAUGAAUGCGAAUGAGUGGUAUUUCUUCAACUUUCGUGAUAGAAAGUAUGCCACAGGCAACAGGACUAACCGAGCCACCAUUUCCGGUUAUUGGAAAGCAACGGGAAAGGAUAAGCUUGUUCAAAAUCCUAAGAAUGGCGCAACCAUAGGCAUGAGAAAGACACUAGUUUUCUAUCGUAAUCGAGCACCUAAUGGAAUCAAGACCGAUUGGAUCAUGCACGAAUUUCGACUUGAGAAUCCUUGCAUGCCUCCCAAGGUCUUUUUCUCUACUUUUCUCUCAUUUCUCGAUUGGUUAAACUUAUUACUUAUAUAG